AUGACUGUCGUCGAAGAAACAGUCAUACGUCGCAUAGAGACCUCUUCAGACGACAAUCAGAGCCGUCAGUGGUACGAAGUGAUGCUGGCCCUAGCAGCCAAGUCUGCCCAUGAGUUGACCUAUGCCAUCAACAGGUCAGAAGGGCGUAGGGACCUCCCCACCAUUCCCCAGCCUACGCAUAUGAUUGAGUGGUUGGCCCGAGUCAAUUUUAAACACAGACCGAUGCGCCGCAACAUACCCGAACAGAGACAACACAAAGUCCCCAAGAAACCUGUGUUCGACUCCUCCAAGUAUAUCUACUAAAGAUGGAGGUGACAUUGG
Ostrea edulis (European flat oyster) is the source of this 321-nucleotide messenger RNA. RefSeq lists its product as uncharacterized. The transcript is spliced from 4 exons. The record is from RefSeq and is a predicted model, not a curated record. NCBI's taxonomy places the organism in Eukaryota, Metazoa, Mollusca, Bivalvia, Ostreida, Ostreidae. The coding region runs from base 1 to 303 and encodes 100 amino acids.